This is a messenger RNA of Ceratosolen solmsi marchali, 1547 nucleotides long. Its product is annotated as THAP domain-containing protein 5-like. The record is from RefSeq and is a predicted model, not a curated record. The transcript is spliced from 4 exons. Bases 101 to 1498 code for a protein of 465 amino acids. Lineage: Eukaryota; Metazoa; Arthropoda; Insecta; Hymenoptera; Agaonidae.
AUAAUAUUUUUAAUUGGUUACUUUGUUUAUUAAGUAAUGAGGAUAUAAUAUUCUUAUUAAGUAGAUCACAUUGAUAGUGAUUUGCAAUAUAAAGAUAAAAAUGCCUAGUUGUUGUGUACCAACAUGUAAAAAUUCUUCAGCAAAAGGAUAUUUGCUAAAAUGUUUUCCAAAAAAUGAUAAGAGACGGCUGCAGUGGAUUAGAAACAUUAACAGAUCAAAUUGGUCUCCUAAUCAUUCGCAUCGUGUCUGCGAGGCUCAUUUUGCUCCUAGCAUGUGGGAAAAAACCAGAGUUGACGGUUCACGUAAAUUAAAAUAUAACGCAGUACCAACUAUUUUUGGAGAUCGCAUAGUAAAAGAUCAUCUUACGAUAGAGACUAUGGGUUCAUCUGACAAAAAUAUCGAUGAAGAUAAAGAUGCAAAGUCAUUGCAUAAUAAUUCUUUAAAAAGUAUUGUUCUUUCGAAUAAUCAGACACUGAUUAAAAUUAUACCUCCAGCUAAUUCUAGUAAUUCACAACCUACUCCAAUAUUACUUCCUGCCUCUACAAUUUUUGGAGCUCAAUCAAUAAAUCCCACAAGUGCCAUUAUAGUCAAUAGCCAAGGUACAAUUGUUAACUCGCACUCAUCUCCAAUAAUAUCCGGAGUAACUAGUAUUUUAAAGCCACAAAUAAAAACGACCAACACACAAUCAUCACCAAUGAUAAUUUCAACGAAUGCCAGUAUUUUAAAAAAUCAAAUAAAAGCUGCAAAUAGUAAAACACCAAUAAUAAUUCCUGCAACUACAAGUAUUCUUAAAUCACAAAAUACAAUGACAAGUUCACAAUUGACUUCUAUGAAUUUAACCAAUGCAAUUCAAGUAAAAACUACGAAUACUCAACCAAUAUUGAUUCCCAUGACAACUAGUGUUCUUAAUCCAGAAGUACAAACUACAAGUUCACAAGUAACUUCAACAAUUGUAACUAAUGCUGUCAUUCCAAAAGUUGAAUCAGAUGCACCAAAUUCCGAAUCACUUUCAACAAAAAAUUGUGUCAAUUCUAGUAUUAAUAGGACCGAACUAAAAAGUGUAACCCAUCUACCAACUUUAACAGCAAAGACAUCUGGCAUUAUUUUAAAUAAAGCACAGGCAAAAAAAAUAGAGGAUGAACGUUUUGAUAAAAUGGAUAAACUUUUAUUAAAGCAGUUAAAAUUAAAUAACGCUUUAAGAAAAAAAUUAAAUUUAAUGAAUCAUAAAAUACAUCAAUUGAUAAAAGAGCAGAAUAGUGAUUAUAAAGCAUUUUUGGCAGAUGUCUUUACCGAAGAUCAAAUAAGAGCUCUUGAAUUAAGGCACACUAAUCCAAAGUCUAUAACUGCUUGGUCUCAUAAAACAAUGAUGAAGGCAAUAAAAUUAAAAGAAGAAUGUGGAAUUCGUGGAUACGAGGAAUUGUUAAAUCAGAAUAUGCCACUUCCAUCUAUUCGAACAAUUUCUAGGUGGUGCACCGCAAGAAAUAUGCCAAUACCUUGAUCCUCGUUCAUUGCCAAUAUGUAUUUUUAUUUUAUUUUUAUUUCUGCUC